Pelodiscus sinensis (Chinese soft-shelled turtle) is the source of this 759-nucleotide messenger RNA. NCBI's taxonomy places the organism in Eukaryota, Metazoa, Chordata, Testudines, Trionychidae. The record is from RefSeq and is a predicted model, not a curated record.
CUCUUCCCUCCCCCCAGGAGCAGGGUAGCACGGCCACCCUAGUGUGCGACAUUGUGUUGGCCUUUGUCGAUUCCUGCAUCGUCUGGUGGAUCCUCAUCAGCCUGGUGCAGACCAUGAAGCUGUUGAAGCUACGGCGCAACACGGUGAAGCUCUUCUUGUUUCGCCACUUCACCAACACCCUCAUCUUCGCUGUGAUCGCUUCCGUCAUCUUCAUUGUGUGGACCACCAAGACCUUUCGGCUCUCCAAGUGCCAGUCGGACUGGCGGGAGCUGUGGAUCGAUGACGCCUUCUGGAGGUUCCUCUUCUCCAUCAUCCUCCUGGUGAUCAUGUUCCUGUGGAGGCCCUCGGCCAACAACCAAAGAUACGCGUUUGUACCUCUGGUGGAUGAAGGGAGUGAGGAAGAGGACGAGGAAGAGGAGCACAUGGUGAACGAGGCCUUCGAAGGGAUGAAGAUGAGGGGUGCAAAAAAUGAACCCAAUGGGAUCCUCAAAGGCAACAGAGUGGAUGAAGAUUUGAAGUGGGUGGAGGAAAACAUCCCGUCAUCGAUGGCCGACGUCGUGCUGCCCCCUUUGCUGGACUCCGACGAGGAAAUAGUGACCACGAAGUUUGAGAUGUCCAAGAUGGAGUGAGGCAGGAAUCGGCACACUGCGCUGCAGGACAGGCCUGGCUUCCCUCGGCGGCCCGCCGGCGAAGGAGCGCUGCUGGGGGGUUUCUUUUAAUAUAUAUAUUUGUAUAUGGUUAAAAGAUUAUUUUAUUACC